Molecule: messenger RNA, 696 nt
Organism: Euleptes europaea (tarantolino)
Lineage: Eukaryota; Metazoa; Chordata; Lepidosauria; Squamata; Sphaerodactylidae
Gene: RAB9B
Product: RAB9B, member RAS oncogene family
Exons: 1
Coding region: 6-611 (201 amino acids)
Biological process (GO): retrograde transport, endosome to Golgi; Rab protein signal transduction
Cellular component (GO): phagocytic vesicle; lysosome; late endosome
Molecular function (GO): GTP binding; GTPase activity
Source: RefSeq, a predicted model, not a curated record
UUGCCAUGAGUGGGAAGUCGCUGCUGCUGAAGGUGAUUCUCCUGGGCGAUGGUGGCGUUGGGAAGAGCUCCCUCAUGAACCGCUACGUCACCAACAAGUUUGACUCUCAAGCUUUCCACACCAUCGGGGUGGAGUUCCUCAACCGGGACCUGGAAGUGGACGGGCGCUUUGUGACCCUCCAGAUUUGGGACACGGCAGGCCAGGAGCGCUUCAAGAGCCUGCGGACCCCCUUUUACAGAGGGGCAGACUGCUGCCUGUUGACCUUCAGUGUAGACAACCACCAGAGCUUUGAGAAUCUGGGCCACUGGCAGAAGGAGUUUGUCUGUUAUGCCAACGUGAAGGAUCCUGACCACUUCCCUUUCGUUGUGCUGGGCAACAAGGUAGACAAGGUGGAGAGGCAGGUGACCACCGAAGAAGCCCAAGCCUGGUGCUUGGAAAAUGGAAAUUACCCCUACCUGGAGACCAGUGCCAAGGACGACACAAACGUGGCCGUGGCCUUUGAAGAAGCUGUUCGGCAGGUGUUGGCUGUGGAGGAGCAGCUGGAGCACUGCAUGCUGGGCCACACCAUUGACCUUCACUCUAGUGCCAAGUCGGGGUCUUCGUGCUGUUGAGAGCAGCCAUGCAACAGAAGCCAGAUCCUGGAACCAGGCACCCCGCAGUAGAGGUUCUGGAGAAGGCCCUUAGAAUGUAGCCAGA